UCUGAAUUGUAUAUACUUUAUUAAUAUAUAUUUUUACUUAUUGAUGGUAUUUUCUACAAGCAUCCUACAAUUAAGAGUCCAUGAAAGGUGGAACUAAAGAUGACCCAAAGACACAUCCUCGGAGGAGGUUUCUCUUAUCAUGGCUGAAGUAAUUGCUUGUUCUGUUGACUUUGAUAUUCAAGAUUGUCUUGAUGAAUUAUUUCUUUUCAUCCCUUCUGGUGAUGUGGAGUUUGUUUCAAUGAAGGUCUCAAGAAACUCAUCUCAUUUUUGGGACCAGAAACCCAACAAGAGAGGCUCAAGACAAUCCGGAAAAUUCCUAUGGUAGAUUUCCAUAUUAGUUGUGGAAUGUUUACAAGUAUGGAUCAAGUAUUGAUGCAGCAAUCACUGGCAUAAAUGCCUCCUCCCUUGAUGUAACUCCAGUCAACAUUGAUAGUCACUAUUAAAGAUGAUGCAGUAAUCUCAACCUGUAGCAUUUUAGAUCAGUUUGCAAUAUGAUGUGCAAAGACUAGCCUCUGUCUGGUCUUUCAUGUACCUAGGAAGGGAAUUGUUGAGGUAUGCUUAAAUCUUUAAUAUAUGUUUGGAUUGGAG
Rubroshorea leprosula is the source of this 588-nucleotide messenger RNA. The record is from the annotation of a GenBank genome assembly. Lineage: Eukaryota; Viridiplantae; Streptophyta; Magnoliopsida; Malvales; Dipterocarpaceae.